Messenger RNA from Oikopleura dioica, 216 nucleotides. NCBI's taxonomy places the organism in Eukaryota, Metazoa, Chordata, Appendicularia, Copelata, Oikopleuridae. The record is from the annotation of a GenBank genome assembly.
AUGGUUCGACACAGUUUGAUGCGCGCUCCGCUGGAAGAACUCGAACGACUUGAGCGAAAAUCUUCGUUCACAAAAGAAGGAGAUCUUCUGCAGACAUCAAGCGCCGAAAAAAUUGAUAGAAAGGAUUACUACGUUGCUGUUGCUUUGGUUGGGCUCAUCAUUUCUUCCUGCAUUCUUGGUGUCAUCGCAUUUUACCUGAACUCCAGCGCCAAGUAA